AGGCCAGGCCCAGGUCCUGGUCCCUGUGUACUUGAUUAUGAGAUUGAUAAUGCCCGACAGGUGAAGAUCUCUGGGUGGGACGGACGGGGUCGCAUUUUUCCAAGGUUACUUAAUGAGGCCGAUGCUGGAGCUGGACUCGGCCUCUAUCGGACAUAUCAGAGUCCAGACAGUGUAUUCCCGGCCCCCUAGUCUGACAUGAACCCACGGGUCCCCUUCUCUCCGGGUUCCAGGUCAACAAGCAAGUGUAUCCAGUGUUAUUAGACCCAGGAUACCGACGCCCUUGCUUGUCCUGCCAAACUCCAGCAACAUAUCCAACCUCAACUCCCGUCUCACCUCCUCGGACAGGUGAGCAAGAUACUGUCCGGUAGGCGUGCUCAACAACAAGCCCGCCACGAUGGGCAUCCCGAACCGUGGACCAGAGCUGCAGGCUGUCUGCUACACACUGGUGACAGCGGCAAUCGUGGCCACUGUCCUGCGCUGCUACACGCGCGUCUACUUGGUCAAGAGCUUUGGCUUCGACGACUGGUGCAUGAUAUUUGCUCUGGCCACAUUUAUCCUCUUUGUCACCUGUGCUCUGGUCGGCGUCGAGCAUGGCACUGGCCGGCAUCGCGUCGACCUGGCAGAUGAAGACAUCAAAACCGCAAUGAAGUAUUGGUGGUUCUGCUACAUCUGGUACUGCCUCACCAUGAUCGCCUCCAAGAUCUCCAUCGGCUACUUCCUGCUCCGCAUCACCAUCCGCCGCACCGACGUGUGGAUCAUCUACGGCGUCAUGGUCAUCACCGUCCUCACCGGCAUGGUCUUUUUCUUUGUCACCAUGUUCCAGUGCACGCCCAUUGCCUACUUCUGGAACAAGGACCAGAGCGGCUCAUGCGUCAGCAUGGACGUCAUCAUCGCCCUCACCUACCUGUACAGCGCGUGCAGCGUCAUAUGCGACUUUACCUUUGCCAUCCUGCCCAUGGUCAUCAUCUGGACGCUGAACAUCAACAAGCGCAGCAAGCUUGCCCUGGUGCCCAUCAUGGCCAUGGCCUGCGUUGCGAGUGCCGCUGUUGUCGUGCGCUUUCCAUACGUCAUGAAGUUUAAGGAUCCCGACUUUCUAUGGGCCACCGUGGACAUCGCCAUCUGGUCCUGCACCGAGCAAGGCCUCGCCAUCACAGCCGGCAGUUUAGCCACCCUCCGCCCUCUGCUCCGAAACGUAGGCUACUGCUUCGGCCUCUCGACACCCGGUCCGACCGAGCUCCGCGACUCGAGCGGUCGUCUACCGUCGGGCACCAUUGGUGGCCAGGCAUCCCGCAAGAGCAAGGGGAUGCGGACGGAUCCGUUCAGCCUGACCGCCAUCGAGAGAGGGGACAGCAACGACAACAACUCCUCCGACGAGAACAUGGAGCGAGGCGUGUUUGGCAGCCGCCACCAAGAUGGACGGAUCGCCCCUUGGGAGGCGCAGGGACGAUCACACCACGGCAGCGAGGAGGGACUCGCACACGACACGGCACCGGCGUGGGAUGCGGACUGGAGGCACAAGAAUAUUGUGCAGGUGCAGAGUGUCACCGUCUCGUCCAGCCGUGCCUCGUAAUUCUUGACUUUAGCGUACUUUUUGAUGAUUUUUCAGCGAGCAACAUACAUACAUACGUAUACGGGACCGUGCAUGCCCGCUUUGGUUUUACUUAUUAUACUUGAAUUCAAAGUCUCAUCACAUUCAAA
Molecule: messenger RNA, 1698 nt
Organism: Emericellopsis atlantica
Lineage: Eukaryota; Fungi; Ascomycota; Sordariomycetes; Hypocreales; Bionectriaceae
Exons: 5
Coding region: 395-1570 (391 amino acids)
Source: RefSeq, a predicted model, not a curated record